Molecule: messenger RNA, 1024 nt
Organism: Silurus meridionalis
Lineage: Eukaryota; Metazoa; Chordata; Actinopteri; Siluriformes; Siluridae
Exons: 5
Coding region: 14-1024 (336 amino acids)
Biological process (GO): response to bacterium
Source: RefSeq, a predicted model, not a curated record
UGCAUCAAGCAUCAUGUUGUCUCCAAGGAUGUCUCUAGCUCGGAUUCUACUUUUAGCUCUCUUCAUGACACCCCAUGCGAUGGAUUUUUACAAACCAUUGUUCGUCUCGGUGAAGUCUGGAGAACGUGUUACUCUGAACUGCUCGUUUCUGGAGAGCAGUAGAUCAGAUUAUAUUAUUUGGUACAGACAGAGAUUUGGAGAGAUUCCACAGGACAUUGGAGAAAGGCUUUUGCACACAGAUGCCAAACCUUCACCUCAACGGAACAGCUCAGGAGUGAAAAUGGACAGAAUUAUAAAUGGGAUUUCUAUGACAAUAAAACAUGCCAAAAAAGACGAUGCUGGACUUUACUUCUGUGGAUUAUCUAACUGGGAGAAAGCAACAUUUUUCAAUGGAACAUAUUUGACUGUGACAGGAGAUGAAGAUGUAAAAGUCUCAGUGUUCCAGAGCAGUGUGUCAGACUCGGUUCCUGCAGGAGCAUCAGUGACUCUGCAGUGUUCGGUUCUCUCUGAGAGCAGAGCAGCAGAACUCCAAGUGCUCUGGUUCAGAGCUGCUCCAUCACAAUCCCAUCCUCAACUCAUUUACACUCAUCACAACAGCAGCCUUCAGUGUGAGGACGAAUCUUCUACACACACCUGUGUGUACAACUUGUCCAAGAACAUCUUCAGCCUCAAUGAUACUGGAACUUACUACUGCGCUGUGGCCCUGUGUGGGAAGAUCAUUUUCGGGAACGGGACACGAGUACAGCUGGAGGAUGAUCUAGUUGAUCCUUUAGUGAUAGCGUUAGGAGUGUGUGUGGUUGUGAUUUUUUUUCAGGCCGUGUUCAACUGUAAAAGGAGAAACUCUGAAUGCAGCAUGAGACAUCAACAUGGUUCCAAUAAAGAAAAGGUUCCUAAUCAGAGUGAAGAUGCGGUGGAUCUGAAUUACGCUGCUUUACAUUUCAAUAAGAAGAAAACUAAAAGAAUGAGAAGAACGAAAGCUGAUGAUUGCGUCUAUUCUGAAGUGAUAAUGUCACCAGCACCAUAG